Molecule: messenger RNA, 5551 nt
Organism: Leucoraja erinaceus (little skate)
Lineage: Eukaryota; Metazoa; Chordata; Chondrichthyes; Rajiformes; Rajidae
Exons: 13
Coding region: 233-5551 (1772 amino acids)
Cellular component (GO): membrane
Molecular function (GO): protein binding
Source: RefSeq, a predicted model, not a curated record
UGUGUCUGUGGAGCGUGCCGAGGGAGACCAGCGACCACAUCAUCGUCCUCACCGCAGCAUCCAGAGACCAGUGGCCAGAGCCCUCACCACACCACUGACCACCAGAGACCCAGUGGCCAGAGACCUCACCACACCACUGACCAGCAGAGACCAGUGGCCAGAGACCUCACCACACCACUGACCAGCAGCCAGAGUGCCUGACCAGCCGACAUCACACGUCUCGCCCAUCCCCAUGGAGAUGUCUCGCCCACGGACCCUGGUACUGACCCUGCUGCUGGCUGGUCUCAGCAAUGCGGUGGAUCGUGGUGAGCUGCGUCUGUCGGGGGGCCAGCAGCCGACAGAGGGCCGAGUGGAGGUUUACUAUGACGGGGAGUGGGGCACGGUGUGUGACGAUGGCUGGGACCUGACCGACGCCAACGUGGUUUGCCGCAGCCUGGGCUACCUCAACGCCACAGAGGCCACCAUCGGAGGCGUGUUCGGGGCAGGUUCUGGCCCCAUCCUGAUGGACGAGGUGGCGUGUGCGGGCACCGAGACCUCGCUCACACUCUGCAAGAGUCGUGGCUGGAAGGUCCACGACUGCCAGCACUCGGAGGAUGCAGGGGCCCGCUGCGACCCCCGCAGAUGGGACCAUUUCUUCGGCUACAGACUGGACCUGACGGCGGAGCUGCGGGUGUCGCUGCAGGAGCUGUACGCUAGUCGCAGGGACUGCGACCUCAACAUCACCGUGAUCGCGCUGGAGACCGGCAGGGAGCAGAUGCGCUCUUGUGUCCACCGCCUGGUGCUGGCCCUGCACAACGACGGCAACACCAUCAGCCGCACCGACGGGCCCAACGUCAGCAUGCUCUUGUCACAGGACUGCGUGCAGUACGUGGAGGGCAUCAUCAGGUAUUUCUACACCAAGACCAUCGAUGUGACUCUCGCGUCGGUGAAGUGCAUCCACAACAUGGCAUCAGAUUACGGGGUGACCGCGGUGCGGGAUCAUUGUGACCGACUGUUCUACAAACUGUUGCCGCAGGACCCGUCCUUCCGCCACCAGCUGGAGUUGUACAAUUACGCGGAGGCGGUGGAGGACCCGCUGCUGAAGGAGGUUUGCCUGGAGUACUUGGCGUGGAACUGCCAGGCGUUCAUGCAGUCGCUGGCGUGGCCCGAGGUGACGGCAGAAGAAUUGGACACGUUGCUGCAGCGGUCGGACCUGGCGGUGCCGAGUGAGCUGUCGCUGUACAGGGCGCUGGAGCGGUGGCUGGAGACCCGCGGGCGAGGAGACGCCGCCGAGCUGCUGCUCAGCCGCAUCCGCUUCCCCAUGAUGUCGCCGGAGGAGCUGGUGUCGCUGCCGGCGGCGGUGGGGCAGCAGCUCCGGCCUCUGCUCACGCCUCGCCUGCUGGAGGCCUUUCAGUUCCACGCCGUGGCCCCGGAGCGCCUGAGACUCUACACCGACCUGUCCCAGCCACGUUUCCGCCCGCGUCUCUACACCUCGCCGGCGUGGAGCUGCCGCCUGGAGCUAGCGGUCGUUCCCCGGGCACAGCCCGCCGCGCCGGCCCGCAGACACCCCGCCUAUAGCCGCACCGGCCGCUACGGGGGCAGGUUCGCCUACCCGGGCCAGGACAGUCAGCGGGCCGGCCCGCCCAGGGACCCCGCCUCGCCCGGCCUUUACUUCUACACCAGCGGGCACCGGGGCGGCCGCCAGUCGUGGGCAGCGUAUUACCACGCCAGCCGCGCCCAGUGCCGGGCCGCCGGCCUCUUGUGUCCGUACGACACUUACCCGGUGGCCGUGCUGUCGGCCCGCGGGCCUGCCGCUAGACCUGGCCUUGUGCCCUGGCCCACACCCGGCCCCGACCUCCCGCCCGGCCCCAACCCCAACCCCAACCCCAAACCCAAGCCCAACCCCAAACCCAAACCCCCGCCCCGCUUCUCCCGCGGGCCCGCCGCCAGAUCUGGCCUCCCGGCCUCGCCAAUACCCAGCCCCGACCUCCCGCCCGGCCCCAACCCCCACCCCAACCCCAACCCCAAACCCAAACCCCCGUCCCGCUUCGCCCGGGGCCCCGCCGCCAGACCCGACGUCUCGCCCGGCUUCGCCCGCGGCCCCGCGCCAGGUCCUCCCGCCCCCGGUCCUCUUCCCCCCGCGACCAGCCCGCCUGGCACGGCCGCCUUGCCCUCCGGCCGGCCCGGCUUGUUCUACCACAACCGGCUGCUUCUGCACUGUGGGGCCAUCGUGGUCCACGCCCAGGAGAUGAAGAACUCGAGCGCCGUGUUACCUGCUCCUCCGCCCGGAUCCACACCCGCCUCGUUCCCCGGCCCCGACGCUUCCCGCCUGCACCGCUUCGCCUGUCACACCCGCAUCACCGCGCUCACUUUCGUCGUGCGACCUGUCUACCACCUGUCACACCUGGCCGCACCUGUCACACCUGGCCGCACCUGUCACACCUGGCCGCACCUGUCACACCUGGCCACACCUGUCACACCUGUCCGCACCUGUCACACCUGGCCGCACCUGUCACACCUGGCCACACCUGUCACACCUGUCCACACCUGUCACACCUGGCCACACCUGUCACACCUGGCCGCACCUGUCACACCUGGCCACACCUGUCACACCAUGCCGCACCCUAGUCCCACCUGGCUACACCUGUCACCCAGUACCUGGCCGCACCUGUCCACCUAUCUGGUGGCCGCACCGGCCACACCUGGCCGCAAUGCGGUCACACCACGUCUUAUCAACUGCACCUGUCCCAACUGGCCAUACCUGUCACAAUACUCUGGCCACACCUGGCCGCACCUGGCCACACCUGUCACACCUGUCCGCACCUUAUCACACCUGGCCGCACCUUGUCACACCUGGCCGCACCUGUCACUGUACUCCGCACCUGGCCACACCUGUCACACCUGGCCGCACCUGGCCGCAUCUGUUCACACCUGUCCGCACCUGUCACACCUGGCCACACCUGUCACAACCUGUCCGCACCUGGCCACACCUGUCACACUACCGCACCUCUCACACCUGUCCGCACCUGUUCACACCUGGCCGCACCUUGUCACACCUGGCCGCACCUGGCCACAUCCUGUCCCAGAUCCGCACCUGGCAAUCGUGUCACAACCAUCCGCACCUAUCACACAAAACCACUCACGUUGUCACAUCCUGGCCACUGCUAAUCUUGCCCUGUCCGCACCUGUCCACACCUUGCCGUACCUGUCACACCUGUCCGCACCCAGCACCUGGCCGCACCCCUCACACCUGUCCGCACCUGUCACACCUGGCCUGCACCUGCCACACCUGUCCACCAUCACCCUGGCUGCUUCCUUGUCCACCUGGCCACACCUGUCACAUCCAUUCAGGCCACUCCUGUCCACAUCCCAUGGCCACACCUGUCACACACCUGUCUGCAGUUGUCACACCUGUCCGCACCUGUCCGCACCUGUCCACACACAUGGCCGCACCACCUGGCCGCACCUGUCACACAUGGGCCACACCUGUCACACCUGUCACACCUGGCCGCACCUGUCACACCUGUCCACAACCGUCACUGUCACACCUGGCCGCACCUGUCACACCUGUCACACCUGGCCACAUCCCCACACUUGUCACACCUGGCCCGCGGUGUCACACCUGUCGCCUCCACACCUGUCACACUUUCCCAGGCCGCACCUGUCACCCGCGCCGCACCUUUACAACAGCACUGUGGCUCUGUUAAAUUCCCGUGAGAACCAUUCCUCCGCCCACCGAGCUCUGAUCCAGAUCCUCCACCAGUCACAACCAUCUUCGUUAUCUCCCCAGCCCGCGCCUCAUCCACUGACCCGCUCCCGCAGGCGACGGACGGACGGACGGACGGACGAUGGAGAGAGUUUGCUGGCGGCGCUCUGCCUGUCUCUGCUCACCGCCCUCCCCACCACAGCGGUGGAUCGUGGUGAGCUGCGUCUGUCGGGGGGCCAGCAGCCGACUGAGGGCCGAGUGGAGGUUUACUAUGACGGGGAGUGGGGCACGGUAUGUGACGAUGGCUGGGACCUGACCGACGCCAACGUGGUUUGCCGCAGCCUGGGCUACCUCAACGCCACAGAGGCCACCAUCGGAGGCGUGUUCGGGGCAGGUUCUGGCCCCAUCCUGAUGGACGAGGUGGCGUGUGCGGGCACCGAGACCUCGCUCACACUCUGCAAGAGUCGUGGCUGGAAGGUCCACGACUGCCAGCACUCGGAGGAUGCAGGGGCCCGCUGCGACCCCCGCCUGGCCGGAGCGCUGCCCAGCUACCGGCUGGAGCAGACGGCGGAGCUGCGGCAGUCUCUGGGGCAACUGUACCUGAGCCAGAAGCGCUGCCAGGUGCGGAUCCUGGUGCAGACGGCGAGACGCGGCCCCGUCAAGCUGCAUCUGUGCGCCCACCGCCUGGUGCUCGGCCUCAGCGCCGACGGCAACCUCAUCAGCGGCAACCGGAGCAGCGGCGUCCACAUCACCGUCCGCCCCGAGUGCCUGCCCCAUGUCGAGGACUUCAUCAGGUAUUUCUACACCAAGACCAUCGAUGUGACUCUCGCGUCGGUGAAGUGCAUCCACAACAUGGCAUCAGAUUACGGGGUGACCGCGGUGCGGGAUCAUUGUGACCGACUGUUCUACAAACUGUUGCCGCAGGACCCGUCCUUCCGCCACCAACUGGAGCUGUACAACUACGCGGAGGCGGUGAAGGACCCUCUGCUGAAGGAGGUUUGCCUGGAGUAUUUGGCGUGGAACUGCCAGGCAUUUAUCCGCUCGCCGUCGUGGCUGGAGUUUAGCGGCGAGCAGCUGAACGCGUUGCUGCUCAGGUCGGACAUUGUCAUCUGGAACGAGGUGACUCUGUUCCGCGCCGUCGAGUCGUGGAUCGUCAACAACAAGAAGACGGAACUCACCCACGAGCUGAUGGACAAGAUCCGCUUCCAAAUGAUCUCGGCCGAGGACCUGUCCAAGAUCCAGCUGCAGUCUUCACUCUACGAAGAACACGACAGUUUCUUCCUCAAGAGGUUCCUCAAAGCCUUCGAGUUCCACUCUGUGUCGGUGGCCCAGCUGAGUGUGGAGCGGCACGGCUCGGAGCUCAGCCUGGAGCCCAGGAUCUACACAUCUCCGGCCUGGAGCGCGGCCCUUCACGUCGACACGGGCGCUGAGGCCCACAGCUCAGCAGCCACCUACUACAACGGCUACCAGUAUGUACACCAGCUCAGCUUCACCCAGCCCUCCUCGCCCACCAUCUCCUUCCAGACCAACAGGUAUACCAGCUCCUUCUACGAUUCCGACAACGUCUUCUGGACGGCCUUCUACCACCUGAGUGCGCAGAGCUGUAAGAGCAGCAACGUGCCUUGCCCCUUCACCGUCUACCCCAUCGCCACUCUCACCAGCAAUGGCCACAACAAGGAGAACCACGUGCGCUACCACAACAAGGUCCUGCUACUCUGCAGCAACAACUACGUCUCAUACGUACACGACGUGAAGGAGAACAGCGCUAUCCUCCCCUCCUUCAAAGGCCAGGGUCUAUUCUUCUUCGGCUGUGAAUCUGGCCUUUUCUCCACUCUCAGAUUCGUGGUCAGACCUGUGUACAAGUGA